CCUCCCGAGCAUCUCCUCCAUCCUGGGUUCCCUCAUGGGCGGCUUCGUGAUGGACGCAAUAGGACCGCGGACGACUCUGGUCAUGACAGCCCUCCCGUGCCUGCUGUCAUGGUCCUUCGUCGCCUUCGCCAACAGCAUCGCCCUCAUCUACGUCGGGAGAUUCAUCACGGGCAUAUUUUUGGGCAUUUUCUCGCCCGUGCCGCAGGUCUACGCCACGGAGAUCGCUGAGCCUCGCAUCCGGGGCCUAAUGGGCGCUUUUCCCGAGGCCGCGGUGGCUCUCGGCUCCCUCCUCUGCUACGGCUUCGGCUCGGCUAUGGACUGGCGUUGGCUGGCUGUGGUCUCCGCUCUCGUGCCUGGAAUUCCUCUGUUCAUCUCGAUGGUGAUUUUGCCCGAGUCUCCGCAGUGGCUGACGAAGAAGGGGAAAUUGGAGAAAGCGACCAUGUCUUUGGAGUACUUCCGAAGUGAGACCCACAACAUCAAGGCAGAAGUCGAGGCCAUUCACAGCAACAUCAUCGAGACAGCAGGAGCAGAGUUAUCCAUGUUGGAUCAGAUCGUUCUUUUCAAGAAGCCCCAAAAUUGGAAACCUGUUCUGAUCGUGUUUCUGGUGUUCAUGUGCGGUCAGUUCAGUGGUUUUGCUGUCGUUACUGCUUAUACUGUGGACAUCUUCGACCAGGCUAACACUAACAUCGACCCCAACACGGCCACCAUUAUUGUUGGCUUCGUCAGAUUCAUGUCGACCCUCGUGAGCGCCGCCCUUCUGGACCGCACCGGCAGGAAGCCCCUCCUCAUCAUCUCCGCGAUCGGCUCGAGCGUCGGGAUGAUGUCCAUCGGCGUUUUCUUCUACCUCGAUCAGGAAAAGUCAUCUGAGGGUCUGGGCUGGCUCCCUCUGGCGUCCCUGCUGAUCUACGUGUUCUUCAACGAGCUCGGCUACGGCCCCAUCCCCUGGCUUCUGUCUGGCGAGCUCAUCCCCCUCGCUGUGCGCACCAUCGGCAACGGCGUGGCAGUCACCGCCUAUUCCCUCUUCGCCUUCAUCAUCGGCCUCACGUUCCCUCUGCUGACGGACCUCCUGCAGACUUACAUUGUGUUCUGGAUGUACGCCGUGUUCAGUCUGUCGGGCGUCGGUCUCGGGAUCUUCCUGCCGGAGACGCGAGGCAAGACCCUGGAGGAGAUUGAGAAGUUCUUCGCCCCCCGCAGGAGUGAGUCCUUCUCGGGGGAGACGCCCUUGAGCAAGACCCCCGAACCCGAGCCGUAAAGGGGAAGCUAUGUUACUGUAGGAACUUUUUUUUUUAAAUGAUGCGGAAGGUGGAAAAAAAAAGGAAAAUACACACACACACAUUCACACAAACACACACAUCAACAGAAACACACAAACACACAUUACAUCUGAUCACUCAUCAUCAAGAAAAAGCGCGGUUAAAUCAGUCAUUUAGAUCGACUAGUGAUGCACCCACGAGGAACUGUUGACCGUGACGAGCAUUGGGUGAAUCACCAAUCGACACACAAACUACUAUCUGUGUGCGUGUAAGUCCAGACCUGCGCCAAUGGGACAACGACUCCUCCCGUUUUCAUCUCGUGGAUGCGCUAAGACGAAGAGAAAAAAACGGGGAAAAAAGAGAAUAAGAAGAAUAGGAGUAAGAGGAAAGGAGGAAUAAAGGAAGAAAUAAUUCAUUGGUCUCAAAUGAACUGGCAAUAAGCAGCGUCUGGAUCUGAGUCAUUCCACUAAACCCUAGUCCUUUCUGUUUAAGGUGUGACUGUCGGAUUUGUGUUCGUGUAAAUAUAUAAAUAUAUGAAUAUAUAUAUUUUCGUCUAUCUGUAGUCGUAAGUUUAUUCCCUUGUACUUGUGCGAAGUUAUCACGCCUCAUGUGUGGACUGUGUAAAUGGGGACAACGAAUAUAUUUGUAUUUUUUAUAUGAGAGGGAGAAUACAUACAUAUAUAUAAAAGAAGUGUAUAAUAGUGUGAGUUCGUACUGGAUACGAUACACAUAUAUACUUAUGAAUAUAUAUAUAUAUAUAUAUAUAUAUAUAUAUAUAUAUAUAUAUAUAUAUAUAUAUAUAUAUUCAUACACUUACACUGUAUAUAUUAUGUAUGUAAAUGUAGAGCAGAAUAUUUAAUUCAUUUGUGCACCAUCAUUUAGUACGAGUUUAGAGUGGUAAACAUAGGAUAUGGUUAGUUUGAUAUAGAUUAGGUUAGCCAUAUAACAUUUUUUAAAACAUUACUCUAACAUUGAUUAUUACUAUUUUUUUAAAUGACAGUCCUCAGUGUUGACAAUUUUGUGUUAACUUAACCAGCUUAUAGAUUUCGCCUCAUGUAAUACAUACACAAACACUCAAGCACCAUUUGACUGUGAUCAUUUUCACCUGAAGAUCAAUCAUCAUUUUUUUUCUACAUAAACUAUGCCUGUGAUGAUACUAAUGCUGAUAUAUAAGUUUACAAAUAGUUUCGUGAUGCCUCAGUCACUAUCGUUAGGGAAAAGAGCGAGACAGUGUCAGGUUUGGCGAAUUAUCAUACACAGUGUUGUGCGCAAGUGCUUAAAAUUAUACUUUGUCUGCAUGAUUCAUUAGCGUCUGAGCGCAUAAUCAAUUCUGGUUGCGUCGCUUAGAUCAAAAUAGCUCGAACGCAGCAACUCUCUACCGUCGCUCAUUUAUUAUUUUU
Penaeus indicus is the source of this 2653-nucleotide messenger RNA. Its product is annotated as facilitated trehalose transporter Tret1-like. Gene Ontology annotation, molecular function: transmembrane transporter activity. The transcript is spliced from 7 exons. The coding region runs from base 35 to 1252 and encodes 405 amino acids. The record is from RefSeq and is a predicted model, not a curated record. Gene Ontology annotation, biological process: transmembrane transport. Lineage: Eukaryota; Metazoa; Arthropoda; Malacostraca; Decapoda; Penaeidae. Gene Ontology annotation, cellular component: membrane.